CGCGGUGCCGCCGGUGUACGCGGCGCCGCGGAAAGGGUUAAAGGUCAGUGGUGUAUGUUUACGCGUCGACGCGCUUAUCAGGACCGUCUUCGCCCAUAUAUUGGACCUACUAGGGUCAAAGGGUAAUGCCUCCUAGGAUUAAUGUAGGGUAACGUGGGGUUACGGGGUUAAUGUGGUGGAGGCGUAGGCCAUUACUCGAGGCUUGAGUGUCAACAGGGAACCGUCAUCCCGAUGGCGGGCUGAACGGAGGACAAGGUAGUAGCAGGCUGGCGUUCAUACCGUUAACACGGCGUUGAUGGAACUGGAAGGAGUAAUCUGACUAACCCCGCAUUGUGUUUGACCACUGUACAAUAAACCGUGACGUGAGUUCGACACAGCGGUUUCAGUCAUCCUUGGCACUCACUCAACAAGCGCUGGUCACCGCGCUUACAGUCAAACACACAGGGUUUGUGAUGCCGCCAAAUGGGAUGGAUUGAGUGAGUUGCAACAGGACAGCGGUACGAGGGCGCCGGACGCUGAGGGAACGGAAGGGCUCGAGGAAGGACUACACGACCCAGGUUGCCCGUCGGUUCGGCGUCGGUGUGGGUAUGGUAAAAUCUACGGAAGUGUCACUGACUGUUUCGUGUGGUGGGCACUGACGGUUUCGUGUGUAGUAGUAGCGGUUCUGUGUGGGUAUGGAAAAACCUACGGGAGUGUCACUGAUUGUUUCGUGUGGCGGGCACUGACGGUUUCGUGUGUAGUGGUAGCGGUUCUGUGAGGGUGUGAAAAAACCUACGGGAGUGUCACUGACUGGUUCGUGUGACGGGCACUGACGUAUUCGUGUGGUGUUGUGGAAGCGGUUCUGUGUGGGUAUGGUAAAAAACCUACGGAAGUGACGUCGAGUGUUUGGUGUUCGGGGUCGUGUGUUGAAAAAGGGGGGAGAGGGGAGUGAACCCCCAACGCACGCCGCCUGUGCAAGACGGAAGUAAGACGUCAAGAACACGAAAACGACAUCGACCGUCAUACGCCCGCAGUGAUGUCACAAGGUAAGACAGACGGGGCAUCCAGCCCACUUUCCAACGGGGAAGGAGAGGAGUCUAACGCCUCUAGCGACGCGCACCCGGCGUUCGGCGCUCGCGAUGAUGAAUCUAGCGGUGCUCCCUUGACACCGGUGUUACUGGGAAGCCGCGAGCCCUCGGCCCCUCUGCACGUGACGGACGACACCUCCGGGCCUAAGCCAACCGAACCCGCCACCGAACCCGCCCGCGAACACCCCCUUGCAGGGGGAGUUAUGCCCGCCGCUGACUCUGUGCCUGGAGGGGAGUUGGCACGCUUAGUCGCAACGAUGAUAGACGACCGGUUGAACCGAUGGAUGAGAGAGGAACGUUUCAUAAGGGUGGACCGUACCGCCACAACACAUCAAGAGACAGACGGAGAAUAUGCAGGGUCCUCGAAUGAGGAAAUAAACACGGGACGCGCCAGUGGGCGCGUUAUGCACACUACCAAACCAGACGGAGAAUAUGCAGGGUCCUCGAAUGAGGAAAUAAACACGGGACGCGACAGUGGACGCGUUAUGCACAUUACCAAACCAGACGGAGAAUAUGCAGGGUCCUCGAAUGAGGAAAUAAACACGGGACGCGACAUUGGGCGCGUUGUGCAACCUACCAAACCAGACGGAGAAUAUGCAGGGUCCUCGAAAGAGGAAAGAUACACGGGACGCGACAUUGGGCGCGUUGUACAACCUACCAACACAGACGGAGAAUAUGCAGGGUCCUCGAAAGAGGAAAGAUACACGGGACGCGACAUUGGGCGCGUUGUACGACCUAUCAACACAGACGGAGAAUAUGCAGGGUCCUCGAAAGAGGAAAGAUACACGGGACGCGACUUUGGGCGCGUUGUGCAACCAACCCACGGGAGGCGCGCAAAGCAGGGUCUUCUCAUCGGGGCGGACCGAGGAGGCCCACGAACCCGCAACGACGUAGAGGGAGGAGGUACAACCUCCGAUGACGAGGAGGGAGGCACCGGGUGCGCCAAAACCAGGGGCCGGGGAAGCCAAAGGACCCGUCGCGAGGCCCGUCGUGAGACCGACGGGGUAGGAUCUAGGUCCAGAUCCACGAGUGAUGCGGAAAGACGCGGGAAGAGACGUCGGGGUAAGUCCCAGAGCCCCCAGACCAAACGACGUAAGAAAAGAAGGGACAAAACCGGAGCGGGUGGAACUCUACUUGAAACAGUGCGCAUGAUGCAGGCGAAGCUUCCCACUCUCUAUGCGGGCAGUGUUGAGGACUACUGGGCGUUCAAGAGGCAGUUCCAGGAAUUCGUCCUCGAGACAUCGACGUCAGACAUGCAUAAACUCAACCAGCUGUACACCAACUGCGCCCGGGAGGUACGGCCACUCAUAGCGCAUUGCAUGGCGCUGUCGUCGGAACAGGGCCUCGCUUCGGCCUUGAAGAUCUUGGACGAACGAUUCGGCGAUGAGAGAGUUUAUAUGCAUCAUGCGAGGGAGAGAUUGAUUAGAGGACCAACGAUUUCUGAGAACGACUAUCAGGCCCUCUCCCAAAUGUGUUCCCAACUGACGUCAUACAUCUCCUUUGCGGAAAACAUUGGUCAGCUUUCGGAUAUCGACAAUACACCCACUAUCAGAGACAUUCUCCUUCGGCUGGAUAGGGCGAUGCAGACCCGUUGGAAUUCUCGAUGGACAGGGAAGAGGGGCAGCCGGCCCCAACGGAUUACGGACGUUUUACACUUCAUGAAGAAGGAGACUAAGAGAGUUGAAAACAACCUCCUUUUGACGGAAAGACACGGCGCCGAGUUACGGAAACUAAGUGGGGGGGAGACUGACAACGGCAAGGAGGCCGCCGACAAGCAAGGGAAAGCCUACGGGGCAAGGCGGGAAGCCAAAGUGCCAGUCUUUGUAACACAAGGUAGAACCCGGGGGAGGAUGGAAGGAGGCAGGUUCGGCAACGACGGAUGUCGCUUAUGUGGUGACAUUCAUGCACUCUCCUCGUGUACGAUUUUCCGGCUGAUACCUGUCGAGCACCGUAAGAGGGUUGUGAGGGCGCAGGGUAAGUGCUUUCUGUGCCUUCGAGACUCUCAUCUGGUGAGGGAUUGCAGAGCACAGCUUUGUGAGAUAGAGAACUGUCGGGGCCGACAUUCCAAGUGGCUUCACGAAACCGCAGCGGAAGCUAGACCGCGAAGGGGAGGUGCGACACCAGGGCAACGCGUGUCGGCUGAGGUCUCCCGCGGGGCAAGCGGGAAUUGACUAGACCAGGAAGGCUACGUCGCUCACACCACGGCACCGACGACAGGAAACGUGUUACCUAUAGUGCCGGUGGUAUUGACUGCUGGGGUGACGGCAACGGGGGUGGAGACUUGUGCACUGCUGGACUCGGGUAGUACCCGCUCAUUCUGUGUGAGGCGUAUUGUUGACAGAUUGGGAGUACGAGAGGGAAGAGAAACGAUUGUGCUUUCCACUCUUCUACAACAAGAAGUCCAAACAGCCCCUAGUGUCGAACUUGUGGUCACCGGUUUGUUCGGGAGGAGGCCAACACCGGUCAGACUGACUGGGGUCCUCGUUGUAGACUCGUUUCCUGACGGCUUGACGGAGGCCAAGGCGGACCCUGCCAUGGCUGCUCUCUGGGAACAUCUUAAGGACUUGGCAUCCAUGCAUAAACGUGCCGAGCACCUCUCCGUGGAGUUGUUGAUCGGUCAGGACGCCCCCCUGGCCUUGACUCCACUGGAAGUCCGAAGAGGGCGGGACGGGGAACCCUUUGCGGUCAGGACAAAGUUGGGCUGGGCGAUAAAUGGUCCGCUGCAACGGAGCCGACAGUCCUCAACAAGCUUUAACGCUUUCGUGGAAGAAACGACGAAGAUCCCGGAUCCGUGUUCUGAAAGGGCCCUGCGGCAGUUUUGGGAAGUGGACGAUCGAGAGGAUCCGGAGCAACGGGGGAGGUCGGUAGAGGACCAGCUCGUUGUCGAACUGUGGGAAAAGGAGGGAGCGAAG
This is a messenger RNA of Eriocheir sinensis (Chinese mitten crab), 3979 nucleotides long. RefSeq lists its product as uncharacterized. NCBI's taxonomy places the organism in Eukaryota, Metazoa, Arthropoda, Malacostraca, Decapoda, Varunidae. Bases 1016 to 3238 code for a protein of 740 amino acids. The record is from RefSeq and is a predicted model, not a curated record. The transcript has 2 exons.